Messenger RNA from Desarmillaria tabescens, 960 nucleotides. RefSeq lists its product as uncharacterized. The coding region runs from base 1 to 960 and encodes 319 amino acids. The transcript is spliced from 3 exons. Lineage: Eukaryota; Fungi; Basidiomycota; Agaricomycetes; Agaricales; Physalacriaceae. The record is from RefSeq and is a predicted model, not a curated record.
AUGAAAGCUCUCCAAUUGAGCUGGGCGCCAACAGCAAUCCCAGAAGGGCAUCGUGCUGAAGGAGACAUUGGCAUUAGCAAUGAUGAUGAUGAUCCAUUACAAACACCACUAGGAUUUGACACUAGUAAAGUUGCAAGCAGGUCAAUCAAUGAUGACCCAUUGAUGACACCUGUACAUCUGCGCCAUCCGCCGCUUCGUCUUUUAUUGGAUCAAGAGGAUGAAGAGUCUUUGCUGCGGAAUCCACUGUUCAUUCAGGGUUCAAGCACCUCAGUCGACAUGACCGCAGCUCACGCACCACCAAUUCAUGCUUUAGCGGUUAUUGAUGAGCCUGUCACGGCGGAGAACUUGGAUGCCAUCCCUGUUCCAGCACCAGGCACCGUGCUACAGAGAGCCAUAGCUUUGCCAGAAGACCAUAGCUCUGCCUCAUCUUCACCUCCAUCGAUAACCAGCGCCAUAACUUCUCCCGACUCACCGAUGCUUAGCAGUCGGGCCGAGGCGCUCCGCAGACAAGCAUGGUCACAUGAAACGAGAAGGAAAGAUUUGAGGAUACGUCUCAAUAAGGCCGUCCAGCAGCAGGACCGGGCCCAAGAGUUCAUUCUGAAGCAAGAAAUCGACGAUUGCACUCGAGAAAUAGACAAAUUACACGAGCGGGCAGCGCGACGACAUUACCACGCACGCAAUCGCUCACUACAGCCUAACCCGAUACGUACUAUCGACUUGCAUGGGCUGUUGACUUCAGAGGCUGUAAUCAAGACGGAGAAAGCCUUUAAAGCAGUCCUUGAAGAAGGCGGGAAUUCUCUGCGUGUUAUCGUUGGCAAGGGACUACAUUCCAAACAGAGGAAAGCGAAGUUGAAGCCUGCAGUUGAGAAGGCGAUGAUAGGUCACGGAAUUACUUGUGCUGAGGAUAAGAAGAAUGCAGGCGUCCUGAUCAUUUCGACGCCAGCAACUUGGAGGAUUUAG